GUCUCCCUCUGCAAUUCUCUACUACACCAUCCCACAUACAUCCCAUAUACCUCUCUCACCAUGGCUACCGAACGUGUCAAGUCCAUUCUCGGCCAGCUCCUCCCAGGCCAAUCGCCGCUGGACAAGAUCACCCAGAAGAACCCCGACGACAUCGUCAUCACUCUCGCCAUCCGCACGCCUCUCACAAAGGGCAGGAAGGGAGGGCUCAAGGACACUCCUCUCGAUGGCAUUGUCUUCAAAAUCUUGGAGCAGGUCGUCAAGAAGUCUAACCUUGACCCUGCGCAAGUAGAGGAUAUCUGCUUGGGCAAUGUCUCCGAUUCCAAAGCAGCCUAUUACUGCCGUGCCGCUAUGCUCGCCGCUGGCUUCCCGAAUACCACUGCCGGCUCCUCGGUCAACCGUUUCUGCUCCUCUGGCCUCAAAGCCGUCCAGGACAUCGCCAACCAAAUCAUCCACGGAGAUAUCGAGUGUGGUGUAGCCGUCGGUGCCGAAUCCAUGUCUGCUGGUGGUGAUGCCCUCAGCCGCCCCUUCUUCGAAGACAUCCUUAAAGCCAGCCAGGAAGCAGUGGAUUGCAUGAUGCCUAUGGGACAAACGUCCGAGAACGUUGGAAAGGACUUCAACAUCACACGUGAACAGCAAGAUCGCUACGCUGCGGAAUCUUAUCGACGAGCGGAAGUGGCACAAAAGGCGGGCUGGUUCGAUGAUGAGAUUGUGCCCAUCAAGGCGGUUGUGGACGGAAAGGAAGUCACAUUGACUCGCGAUGAGGGUCCUCGCUACGGAACGACAUUCGAAUCACUCAACAAGAUCCGCCCAGCCUUCCCAGACUACGGCGACCGAUCUACUGGAGGCAACAGCUCGCAAGUGACAGACGGAGCAGCUGCUGUGCUCCUCAUGAAGCGUUCCAAGGCUCUCGAGCUCAACCAGCCCAUCCUAGCCAAAUUUGUCGGCGCUACAGUUGCAGGUCUUGCGCCUCGCAUCAUGGGCAUUGGCCCAUCCGUCGCCGUCCCUAAGCUCCUCUCCAAGUACAACUUGACCGUCGACGAUAUUGACAUCUUCGAGUUGAACGAGGCGUUUGCUUCGAUGGCUGUGUACUGCAAGGACACACUCAAGAUUCCACAUGAGAAGAUGAAUGUAAGAGGUGGAGCCAUCGCUUUGGGACAUCCCCUGGGUUGCACUGGUGCUAGACAGAUCGUAACAGGUUUGUCUGAGGCAAGGAGACAACAGAAGAAGAUUCUUCUGACGACGAUGUGUAUUGGCACUGGACAGGGUAUGGCUGGGUUAUUUGUUAACGAGCAGAAUGUGUAGAGUCAUGUAUAGAUUAGAUUGAUCGAAAACUAUGACGAAGACGACGACAUCUCGACAGCCUCAGACGAGCUAUUGGACGAUGAUGAGAAUGAGAAUGAUCGCGAGUCUUGUUAGAAG
Sphaerulina musiva SO2202 is the source of this 1419-nucleotide messenger RNA. Its product is annotated as thiolase. The transcript has 3 exons. The record is from RefSeq and is a predicted model, not a curated record. The coding region runs from base 61 to 1302 and encodes 413 amino acids. Gene Ontology annotation, biological process: phenylacetate catabolic process; fatty acid beta-oxidation. Lineage: Eukaryota; Fungi; Ascomycota; Dothideomycetes; Mycosphaerellales; Mycosphaerellaceae. Gene Ontology annotation, cellular component: peroxisome. Gene Ontology annotation, molecular function: acetyl-CoA C-acyltransferase activity.